GCAACAGGUGUCCAGGCAAAGAGGCCGUGUUCUGGCUCUGUCCCAGCCAUGGGGUGGCCAGCAGGACCAGGGCACUCACUGUGCCCCUGUCGUGGGCACUGGUGAGGCCUCACCUCCAGUGCUGUGUCCAGUUGUGGGCCUGUCACUGCAAGAUGGACAUUGAGGGGCUGGAGCGUGUCCAGAGAAGGGAGCAGAGGUGGACAAGGGGCUGGAGCAUCAGUAGCAGCUGAGAGGUCUCAGCCUGGAGAAAACGAGGCUCAGGGGAGACUUUCUGGCUCUCCCUGACAGGAGAGGGCAGCUGGGGUGGGUUGGGCUCUGCUCCCAGGGAGCAAGGGGCAGGACAAGAGUGAGUGGUCUCAAACUGUGCCAGGUGAAGCGUAGGUUGGACAUCAUCAGGAAUUUCAUCAUUAAAGGUUUGUCAAGUAUUGGAAGGGGCUGCCCAGGGAGGUUUGGAGUCCCCAUCCCUGGAGGUGCCCAGGGAAUGACUGGACCUGGCACUCAGUGCUCUGGGCUGGGUGACAAGACAGGGAUUGGGCCCAGCUUGGACUCGAUGAUCUUGGAGGUCUUUUCCAACCUGAGUGAUUCUGGGACUCUGUUAUCUGAGCCAUAGGCUGAACACAGAAUUGGGAGGGGUGAAGGGACAACAGGCAGAAGUCUGUGGGAAACUGGGUUGCAUAUAUUUAUCUUUUGGGUUAUUCUUAAUUCUGUGAUAAUUAAUUUAUCUACCCCUCCCUAGCUGUGCAUCACUCUUCUCAGUGCUCUGUUAAGUCAUUGGAAUGUGAAAAUAAGUUGACUAAAACGUGAUUGCAAGUAAUUGAAACAAGCAGAUUUUCCAUUUUCAGUUUAAUUAUUUAUUUAUCAAAGUGAAAAGAACAAAUUCUUUCCUGAAAUCCUAAUGGGUAGAAGUGUGAAUUUUACUGACUGUAUUUUGGAAUAAUUUUGCAAAUGAAUGCUUUGGUAACAAAUGCAAGAAGAUGCACUCAGACUCUGGAGACACGUAAUUGUCACCAUUGUAUUUGUCCCAGCUUCAUGGCAAUCUCUGUACUCAGAGUUGCAUUCAUAUAUAUAUAUAUAUAUAUAUAUGCCAAUAGAUUUAUUGCCAUGCCAAGUAGUGUGACCAAGUAGUUAUUUAUAUCUGAAUGUGUGAUAGUUGGAAUCAAAGUGUGAAAUAAGUGUGUGUGAAGAAGGACCAGUAGUCAGAUAAUUCCUGAGAACCUCAAAUUUAAAAUAUAGUUAUUCUAGAAUUAUGCUGGAGGUGAACAAUAAACUGUCGGGAGUUGCAGUGAGAUUUUAUAACAGAAAAGAGAACUCUUUGCUAUUUUGUCUUGUGAAUUAGAUGCUUCUAAAUGCCAGGCUUGUCCCAAAAAUACAUUUUCAAGUAUUUCCUAAAAUAUUUAAAAUUGUAGCAUCUACUUUCUUAGCAGAUUUGCCUGUUAUUCAGUUUCUACAUUAAACCAAAAGAUUUUAAUAGUCUUGUGUUGUGGCUGUGCUUGGGAAUGUCUAGCAUAGAAAAAUACAUUAAUUGUAAGAUCUUGUCAUAAAAAAGAGAAGAAAAUUGAGUCCAGAAUGUGCAUUACUGUUCUGGGAGCUUCUUUGGCUGUCUAGGGAGUCUAAAAUCUUAACUGAGGGAUCACAUUGAAGGGCAAAGUUACAGAGUUUUGGAACUGCCAAAUUGUAUUAAAAUAACACUGACAUUUGUUUUCUUCUCCCUUACUACAAACAUGAAGUCCAAUGGCAAAAGUAAAAAAUCGAAGAAAGAAGCGAAGCUGAGAGAUUUCAUUUAGGAAAGCAUAGUUAUGCCCUUCAUCUCUUUCCCAAUCCUCAGCUGAAGCCCAAUUAAGAGCUGAACAAGAAGAAGCAGAAAGACUUGAAAGGGAGAGACUAUAUCAAGAGCACUUAGAAAAGCUUGAAGCAAAGUAUCAAGGAGAGAAGGAGUCUGAACUAGCAGAACUUAAUUCACUGGAACAGAAGUUUCUUUCUGCACAGCAGUGGAAAAUGGAUUACAGAGAACAAGCCAAGUGGGAGCAUUACCUCAAAUGUGAUGGGACUCCUGACCCCACUGUGCCUCAGGAGAUCAACACUUUCAUGAGCUUGUGGCGUGACGACCAAGAUGUGGACGUUCAGCUUGUGAUGGAGAAGGAGGAAGUGGUCCUAAAUUUGAUUGAGAAGUUGGAGUUUCUUCUAUUGGAAGCAUCACCAGAUGAGAUCACAGAAAAACAACGAGACCAGUACCAGGAAUUUAUUUUGCAAUUGCAGGAUCUGCUUCAUCAGAAGUACAAUGAGGCUACUCAGAACCUGCUCAAAGCAGCUAGUAUGUAUGAAGAUUUUGAAACUGGGAAUAUGCACACAGUCAUAAAGGAUAAAAAUACUACUUUCUGUAUUUGGGCCAAUCUGAAGAAGAAAGCAAGGUUCAAGAACCACAUGUUCCAGGAGGUGGGGCAUGGCUUUGACCUGCCCAAAUCCCUGGCUCUGAGCAGUGUGGCCGUUCGCGUGUUGCACACCUGCUACGACCACGUGUCUCCCCUGUGGGUGCACUGCCAAGGGCUGCCGAGGCCAGAGGCCUCAGACAGCGAGGAGUUAGCUGAGCAUCCAGAAGACACUGGGCAAGAACCAGGAGAAGAGGAGGAGAAAGGCAUUACAGAGCCCAGUGUGCCUGCUGCAGAAGAAACAUGUUCUACAGGGAGGAAGGAGAGUGCUGCCUCACUGAAAGAAAAUAGCAAUAACACAGAUGAUAUAAAAGAGACAGAGGAUGAAACUGAGAUGAAUGCAGAUGUCUUGGAUGUACCAUCACAAGAAGCGGAUGCGCUGCUGCAGGAGGAGGCAGGAGGCAGAGAAGAGGCACCCAGAGCUGUUGAUCUGCAGCAGCUGGUGCCCCUGGGGGGUGUGUACCACAUCCAUGCCCUGCAGCUGCCGCCCCAGGCCCAGGACGUCGGGGACUGGAGCAUGGUGGAGCUGCUGGAUGUUGGAUUGGAGGUGUAUCCAUAUUCCCCAGGAGAGGCUGAAGAUGGCACACAGUUUGCAGUACAGAUAACCCUGAAGCUCCCUGAUAAUGUGAUUUAUUUUAAAGUGCCUGUGGUAGCCCGAUGGGAUGCUGCAGGCCAGCAGUGGAGAACUGAUGGUAUCAGUGAGAUAACGUAUGAAGCAGAAGAAAAGAGCAUCACCUUUGGGAUGGGUGCCUUUUAUACAGUAGCCCUUUUCCAGGAUGCUCACCUGAACCUGCCCUAUCAGGCCUGGGAAUUGCACCCCACUGGGGUGGAUGAAGGAUUCUUCAUAGUUACUGCAGCCUUUGCAACCAUUCAGAUACAAAUUAAGGUACUGUCAAUAUUUUUUAAAAUCAAACAUUUGCAGUUCAAAAAUCCCAUAAUUAUUAGUGUCCCUGAGUAAGA
Parus major (Great Tit) is the source of this 3386-nucleotide messenger RNA. RefSeq names its product cancer susceptibility 1 (gene DNAI7). NCBI's taxonomy places the organism in Eukaryota, Metazoa, Chordata, Aves, Passeriformes, Paridae. Gene Ontology annotation, cellular component: axoneme. The record is from RefSeq and is a predicted model, not a curated record. The coding region runs from base 1996 to 3384 and encodes 462 amino acids. Gene Ontology annotation, molecular function: beta-tubulin binding; microtubule binding. The transcript is spliced from 11 exons.